This is a messenger RNA of Ophidiomyces ophidiicola, 5373 nucleotides long. RefSeq lists its product as uncharacterized. Gene Ontology annotation, cellular component: nucleus. NCBI's taxonomy places the organism in Eukaryota, Fungi, Ascomycota, Eurotiomycetes, Onygenales, Onygenaceae. Gene Ontology annotation, molecular function: ATP hydrolysis activity; protein binding; ATP binding. The record is from RefSeq and is a predicted model, not a curated record. The transcript is spliced from 2 exons. Bases 1 to 5373 code for a protein of 1790 amino acids.
AUGGAGGAAAAUAAAGAUCCAUUUGACUGGUCCAUUGAUGAGGUUAUCUCAUAUCUUUGCCAUGCCUCAUUUGAUUCUUGGGCUCAUUCCAGAGCUCCCCCACCUAGGCCAAAGCCCGAUGUACUCCAAAAAGCUUUGUGGGAAAAUGAUGUUACUGGCUAUGUUCUUCUAACUGAAAUCAACAAGCAAACACUCAUUGAGGAUUUUGGCCUAAAAUCUUUGGGUCAACGCACAACUAUUCUCCAGGCAGUUCAGUACCUACAGGGUAUCUCACAGAAAUACAGAGACCAUGCAAUGACUGUGGUAGAAAUCAAGCCUAACCCUGAAUUACUGUAUAGUCCUUCAAAGGGCCCUUCUCAAUCCCCAGUUGCCUGCGUUAUGCCGAUCUUGAAGCCCACUUCCAAGAAACCACAAGCUUCUUUGGAACAGACAACUCACCAUGAACCCCUUGGCCCUCAGAAUCAAAAUUCCCUUGCCACUAAUAGACAUGGUAAAAAGCAGCGCCGGUUGGAUCCUAGCUCUCUUUCUACCAUUCAAAGAACACCUUGCACCCGGCGUUAUCUUGAUAAUCAAAAGUCAAGAGUAUCAGAUAUCUUCUAUAACGGUGUAAAUGCAGAAACAGAAGAGGACACAUUUUGCAUUAUAGGGUCAUCCAUAACUCCCUCUGGCUAUCAGCAUUUUGUAAAUCAAAAAAUGCAAUACUAUUUUCAACAGAAACCUCACGACAUAAAAAACAAAAGUGGAAACCCUUCUUUAGCUGUGUUUCCUUAUAGUAGUGUUUUUUUGGCCCGGGAUGAUACCCAGUUUUUUUCAUUGUUUGUCAAAAAUGGGAAAAAGAUCGAGUUUUCUAAAGAAAAUAUAAUUGACUGGCCGGAAUUUGACCAUGAAAAUGAUGAUUUGCAUUUUCUACUUUCUAAAUAUCCGCCUAAAGGGGAGCAUGAUGCUCUACCUGCUUAUGGUGACUCGGCUUCUGAGGGAAGCUAUGAUUCUGAGACUUGGAGAGAAAUUGAAAUGGAAUGCCAAGAGAAAAGGAUACUUGACAUAGCCAAAUCGAAGAAGCUAUCUGCUGAAGACAUUGAAGCUGCUAUUGAUGAAUGCAUUGUCUCAUUUAUUGAUAAAUGGCAAUCUGAAAAGCUACCAGCCGAGGAAAGAAAGGCAAGACCCAUCUGGAUGCAGGCUGAUAGGAAAAAAACUAGACUUGCCGAUAUCAAUACUGCUUCCAGCAAGAUUGCCCAUCUGGAUCAGCGUCUGAAAGGGCUCCGAAAGGCUAUCAAAGCUAACCCCUGGUCCCAGAUUAAGGACAUUCAAAUGCAAUGUCGAUCUAUGGAGCAGACAGUAUUUGAACGAGAGCUUCAAAGGUGGAUCAUAACUGUACUGGAAAGUAAGGAGUGUCCACCAAAACAAGUUGGCCAUUUCCCAGUUGCACAACCCAAACCACAACGCACCGGUGUUCUUAACGAUGAAGAGUCUCUAGGUUCUGAUACAAAUGAUGAGCUCGAUAGUUUUGUUAUACCGGAUGAGGAGCAUGUUGCUACUCAAUUUGAUCAGUCAGAUGCAGGUGAUGAAACUCCUCGUCCGGUAAAAAAGCUAAAGCUUCACCAAGGCCACAAGAGCCUGAAUAAGCCCGAGAUGUCCAUCCCACCUUCCAUAAUAACAAGUACAGUUGAAGUUGUUGACCUCACUCUAAGCGAUGAAGAGAAUGUUGACGAUCAAGAUCCCGGCAAAGAGAACUUCGAGGUCCAUACACCACCAUUGAACCCAUUAGAUGACCUUCAUCAACGGACUCCAUCCUUGUCCCACUUUCAGGACGAACUUGAAAGUUCAACGGCUACCUCCACCACUUCCACUCCCUCAACGCGCGUCUCCGAUUUAGACCUCAAAAGAGUAUUGGAAUUAGGGUCGGAGGAGCUGCAGAUGUGCCCUACACGUUUAGUGGCCUGGUAUGUUCACUGUAUAGGCUCUACAGAUCGAGACGGCCUCAAAGAAAUCUUUAAUACAAAAUCUUUCAAUUUUAUAAAAAAGAUAGUGCUCCAGGGACUACGAAACAUGCCCCAACGAAUCUACGUUAUCGAACCGUAUGAUAUUGAAGCCUCUCAUUUGUGGAUGAGAAUUGUCGUAAUGUACAUAUCAUGGACCGCACGCAAGAAACUGCUUAUGGACAAAGGCAUAGAAAAGAAAGACAUUGAAUCCGCAGCCCGGAAGAAAAAGAAAUUGCGCCAGUUUCUUCCUCUUCUCGCUGAGAUCCUUCGAGAAUAUCCAUUCAAGAACAGCAACGAAGCAAGUAGAGAGGCCUCCAUUGAAAGUUCUGGAGAAGCAACCAUUGACUUGAACAUUUCUGAUGAGAAUGACAUUUUACCUAGCGCAUCUGCGCAUACCCCGCAUAGUAAACGGAAACGCGCUGUUAAACAAAGUCAAGAGGCUUUAAACACCCAGAAACUCGCGCAACGUCGGGUUCAGCUCCAAGAAGAGCAACAAGAGCGUCUACUCCAAAGAUUUGUUCGUUCAGGCGUGAAAAAUAGCGACCCCGAACGACAGGCUGUGAGUUUUGAUGAACCGAUCAUAUAUCUACAUUCUCAUAUUGGCUCCCGCGUGAAAAUGCACCAGUUACAUGGAAUCCGAUUUAUGUGGAGAGAAUUAAUAAAUGAUGAAAAGCGUCAAGGCUGCCUCCUGGCCCAUACUAUGGGCCUUGGGAAAACUAUGCAGGUUAUUGCACUACUUGUCACAAUUGCGAAUGCUGCAAACUCGGAAGAUUCUGAGACCAGAAACCAGAUACCAGAGUGUUUUCGUGAAUCUCGCACCCUUAUCCUCUGCCCACCGUCUCUAAUAGAAAAUUGGUGGGAGGAGUUCCUUAUGUGGACACCACAGGAUCCUGUAACUCUUAAAAACCUUGGCUUUGUGAGAAAACUUCCGACAGGCUUAUCGCUUUGGGAGCGGCUGCGGGAGAUAGCUGCAUGGUAUUCAGAGGGAGGUGUUCUCUUAAUCAGCUAUGACAUAUUCAGGGCUAUGAUUCUGAAUCGCGCGACAAAGAUUCGGGGUAGUCAAUUUGAGCCAGAACAACACAACAGGAUAAAAAAACAGCUUCUCGAGGGACCCAAUAUCGUUAUCGCCGAUGAAGCCCACAAAAUGAAAAAUAAAAAUGCUGGUAUUUCUGAGGCUUCCAGCUAUUUCAGGACCAAAAGUCGGAUUGCCCUUACCGGCUCGCCGCUUGCAAAUCACCUUGAAGAGUAUUACUCGAUGAUAAAUUGGAUUGCCCCUGGAUAUCUAGGUGAUUUUGUGCAGUUCAAAGCAAAAUAUGUUGAGCCCAUCGAAGAUGGCCUUUACAUCGAUAGCACUCCUUACGAACGUCGGCAGUCGCUGAAGAAACUUCAGGUUCUUAAGAAUGAUCUGGAUCCGAAGGUCAAUCGUGCAGAUAUUUCGGUGCUUGAGGGUGACCUUCCGCCGAAGGUGGAAUUUGUGAUAACUCUUCCCUUAACUUCACUUCAAGAACAGGCCUACAAGUUAUAUGUAGACUACCUGAUGUCUGAUAGGGAUGAUGUGCCAAACGCACGCCUAUGGGCAUGGCUUGCGAUACUCUCAAUUCUGUGCAAUCACCCAUCAUGCUUUUUGGAGAAGUUGCUAAAGAAGAAUGGCCACAUGAAAUCAAAGACUCCAAUACAGGACUCUGAAAACGAUAGCUUAGCGGAGGACACAACGCCCGUUACUCAAGUUUUGGCCCCAGAAGUGAUAACCCGGCUUGAGACUCUUUUCAAAGAUGUUGAUGAACUGAAGUCCACUGUUCAUUCUCAUCGUACGAAGAUGCUCGAGGAAAUUAUUCGUGAAUCCAUUAAUGCGGGAGACAAAAUUUUAGUAUUUUCCCACAGUAUUCCAACACUCAACUACAUCGAGCACGUUCUGAUACAGAACGGAUGGCGAUAUUCUCGCCUGGAUGGAACAACCCCGAUAGGAAGCCGUCAGACUGCUACAAAAAAUUUCAAUAAAGCCAACUCUCCUAUACAAGUUUACUUGAUUUCGACUAAAGCAGGUGGUCUAGGUCUCAAUAUUCCCGGCGCAAAUCGUGUAAUAAUAUUCGAUUUUGCCUUUAAUCCGACCUGGGAGGAGCAAGCAGUGGGACGUGCGUAUCGAUUUGGACAAAGAAAGCCUGUAUUUGUAUAUCGAUUUAUCGCUGGUGGAACAUAUGAAGAUGCUAUGUAUAACAAAAUCGUGUUUAAAACACAGCUUUCUUUUCGUGUUGUGGACAAGAAGAACCCGAUUCGAUAUGCAUCCAAGUCGAAAAAAGCAUAUCUUUUUCCGCCAAAAGAAGUUAAGCAAAAUGAUCUUACUGAAUUCAAAGGAAAAGACCCGAAAGUCCUAGAUAAACUUCUUAACCAACCCAAUUUCAUACGACAGAUCGCCCUCACCGAGACAUUCCAGCGUGAAGACAACGAUAAACUGACUCCUGAAGAAGAAAAAGCUGUUCAAGCAGAACUUGAUGAUGAAAGACUAAAACGAAACGACCCAAAAGCUUGGGAGAAGAAGAAUGCUGAGCGAGAGAGAAUAGAAAUGCAAACGGCAUCGUCAUACAUGACAAUAAACAACAUUCGAUUCACCCAACCAUCCCCAAGAACCCCAAUGCCGCCGCCGACAAUACAGCCUGUUUGGCGUCCCGUUCCUUUUUCCGCUCAUUCCCCAACCUAUCCUCUGAAUGCUGGUUUUAACUCACAAGGCACUAUUGAUGGUGCUCCUAGCGCGUCCGCGCCCCAGCCUCGAAACGUACAUUCUGGCCCGCCUCCACUCCCUCCUGAUAUAAGCCUGUUUGCCCCUAUUCCUCCCAGACCACCAAAUCCGUCGGCAACUUUUUCGUCCCUCUCGAUCCAUGCUUCUAGCCCUACUAGCAACGCCAUAUCGCGUACCGGUCCUAACAGUUCACUAAAUGGGGACACAGCUCCUACAACAUCGCGCUUACCCGAGAUUCCUGCCACACAGACUUUAGAUACCUCAAUCCCACCUUUAAAUACGUUACAAGCACUGCCGGAGAUGGUUGAUAAGCCGUUGACCCGCUUACCUCAGCCCCCAAAUGGGCCCAAACCACCUUUCAUAUCACUACCAGAGAAUACCACCUUAUCCGAAUCCCAAAGUCCGAAUAAUUCAGGCCCUCCUAAUCCCCCUGGGUCACAAAUCGCGCCCCCUCCACCGUCAGCUAGCAGCGCAGGUAGCCAUACCAACACUCCCAUACCAAAUCAGCCAAAUAAUAAUCAAAAUCCUAGCGAAACUCUGCCCCGCAACCGCAAAGGCUCAAACGAUACUGAUAAGCGGAGUGGCGAGGCCCCGAAAUCGAGUGAUAGCUCGCCAAAGACUCCCGAUGUUGAGGAUUCUACUCGCUGUGCCACACAGUAA